Messenger RNA from Aspergillus fijiensis CBS 313.89, 828 nucleotides. Its product is annotated as LYR motif-containing protein. Bases 293 to 631 code for a protein of 112 amino acids. NCBI's taxonomy places the organism in Eukaryota, Fungi, Ascomycota, Eurotiomycetes, Eurotiales, Aspergillaceae. Gene Ontology annotation, biological process: iron-sulfur cluster assembly. Gene Ontology annotation, cellular component: L-cysteine desulfurase complex; mitochondrion. The record is from RefSeq and is a predicted model, not a curated record. The transcript is spliced from 5 exons.
UCUCAGGUAAUUUUACCCCUCUAUCCUACAAACCUCGCUACUCCAGACUCUCCGGGCGAUAUUGGCUCACUGAUCGCGGUUGACUUGGAAUAACUCGUCACAUACUGACUUGAGUCCGUUUCAUCUAGACGCUUCGCAGUCCAGCAUUUCGGAAAAGACGUGCUCGGAGAUAGCCGCAUUUGGGUCUUUCAGGCAUCAUCCAUAUCAGCGAUUCUCUUUACUUUCAUCCCCCCUUGUUUAACUAUACUAUUCUGAAAACUCCCCUCUCCACUCUUAUUGAAAGCCUGACAUCAUGUCUGUCCCUACGAUCGGGCGCGAUACGGCCUUCCAGGUCCGCUCCUUGUUCCGCUCAUUGCUGCGUCAGUCCUCCCAGUUCUCGAACUACAACUUCCGCGAGUACGCCCGCCGGCGCACAGUGGAUGCCUUCCACGAGCAUCAGAAGGAGACGGAAGAUAGACGGAUACAAGAAUUGAUCCAGGAUGGAAUCCAGAACCUGCGGAUGCUGAAGCGUCAAACUGUGAUCAGCCAGUUCUACCAAAUGGACAAACUGGUUGUCGAGGGUCAGAAUACAGGCAAGCAAACUGGUAGUGAGGGUGGCAUUGUUCGCCAGAAGGAUACUGGCUGGGACUAAACAAACUAUAUAUGCGAUUCAUGAUUUGCCGGCGUAGGAACGGAGUUGCUGGGGAUUGAUCUUGAUAUCUUGCGCCGCCGAUGAAGGAUUGAUUGGAUAGACUGGAGGUGCUCUUGUAAUUUUAUCAAAGCCGACUCACCGCGUACGUUGUAGGUAGCACCGAUACUAACUUCUCUGAAAAUACCAUUCUUCCCUCU